AUGCGUCCCACACAGUUCCUUGCCCUUGCGAUGGCCGUCGCCACCUCGGAGGCCAUCUCCCAGGGUUUCAACUAUGGUGCCCUUAAGGGCGAUGGCAGUGUCAAGAGCCAAGCCGAUUUCGAGACCGAGUUUGCGACUGCCAAGAACCUUGUUGGAACCGACCACGCCUUCACCAGUGCUCGUUUGUACACUAUGAUCCAGGGUGGCACCGCCAACGGCCCCAUUGAGGCCAUUCCCGCCGCUAUCAAGGAGAAGACUACCCUUCUAUUGGGUCUCUGGGCUUCCGGUGGUGGUAUGAGCAACGAGAUCGCCGCUCUUAAGUCCGCUAUCGAGACCUACGGUGAUGCUUUCACCGACCUGGUCGUCGGUAUCUCCGUCGGUAGUGAGGAUCUUUACCGUAACUCUGAAAUCGGUACUAAGGUCAAUGCUGGUGUCGGUAUUGAGCCCUCCGAGCUUGUCGACUACAUUAAUCAGGUUCGCUCCGCCAUCUCUGGUACCUCCCUGAGCGGUGCCCCCAUUGGUCACGUCGACACCUGGAACACCUGGACCAACAGCUCCAACUCUGCCGUCGUUGACGCUGUCGACUGGCUCGGCUUCGAUGGUUACCCAUACUUCGAGAACACCGAGCCCAACUCCAUCGACGACGCCAAGGCGCUCUUCGAUAAGGGCGUUGCUAAGACCCAGGCUAUUGCCGGUGGCAAGGAGAUCUGGAUCACCGAGACUGGCUGGCCCGUUACCGGCAAGACCGAGAACCUCGCUGUUGCCAACACGGCCAACGCCAGGCAGUACUGGACCGAGGUCGCUUGUCCUCUCCUCGGCAAUACCAACACCUGGUGGUACAUCCUCGAGGAUCCUGCUUCCACCCCCAGCUUUGGUGUCACCGGUUCGGCCGACAGCACCACUCCUCUGUACGACCUGUCCUGCAAGGCAUCCAACUCCUCCAGCUCCGCCGUUUCCUCCAGCACCUCCACCUCCACUCUAGGCCAGAAGACCGGCUUCGCUUCUUCCGUCUCUGCUACCUCCACCGGCACUGCCGCCUCUGGUGCCUCCACUGGCACUGCCGCCUCUGGUACCUCCACUGGCACUGCCGCCUCUGGUACUGGUCACUCCGUGGUCGGCCCCGCCUCCACACACCCGAUCGGUACCCGCCCCUCCACCAAGCCUAAGUCUAAGAGCGCCUCCGCCUCCGCUGUUGCUACCAAGACCGGCUCUGGAUCUUCCUCCCUCCCCACUGGUUCAAAGGGCUCAGGCUCAUCCUCCGACUCCGGCUCCGGCUCCGGCUCCGGAUCUUCAUCCUCUACCCCUGGCUCCGUCACGUCCAGCGUCCCCUUCAACUCUGCCACCCGGGUCGCCGGCUCCGCGGCCGGCGCUCUGAUCGCUGCUCUCGCUCUCGCUCUCACUUUCUAA
Penicillium paradoxum is the source of this 1407-nucleotide messenger RNA. RefSeq names its product GPI-anchored beta-1,3-endoglucanase EglC (gene bgt2). Gene Ontology annotation, cellular component: fungal-type cell wall; cell surface; extracellular region. The record is from RefSeq and is a predicted model, not a curated record. Bases 1 to 1407 code for a protein of 468 amino acids. Gene Ontology annotation, biological process: cell wall organization. The transcript has a single exon. NCBI's taxonomy places the organism in Eukaryota, Fungi, Ascomycota, Eurotiomycetes, Eurotiales, Aspergillaceae. Gene Ontology annotation, molecular function: 1,3-beta-glucanosyltransferase activity; glucan endo-1,3-beta-D-glucosidase activity.